AUGUUGAACCCGCGCAGGGCUGAUCCGCACACGAUCCAGGACAAGUUCCUUGUCGGCUACCAAGGCUGGUUUACCUGCCCGGGUGAUGGGCCCCCGCUCGACCCGAACCACCACGGAUGGCUGCACUGGCUUACCGAGCCGAUCCCCGCCGGCGGGCGGCCCAACACCGAUCUUUGGCCGGACGUCUCCGCGUAUAGCCCGUCCGAGCUCUUCCCCGUUCCGGGUCUCCGCAUGGCCGAUGGCUCUGAACCUCUGCUGUUCUCGAGUCGGAAUGCGCAGACGGUCAGGCGGCACUUCCGGUGGAUGGCUGAAGCGGGCGUGGACGGCGCGUUCUUGCAGCGUUUCGUAGGCCAGUGCGAUCUUGAGAGAGGGAACAGGGCGAUCCGCGAUCAGAGGGACGAGGUCGGCGAUCGCGUCAGGGAGGCGGCGGAGGCGGAGGGCAGGGUGUUUGCUAUCAUGUACGACGUGACGGACGUGCCGCUCGAACGCAUACACGACGUGAUCACUCGCGAUUGGCAACACCUCGUCCGCGAGAAGCGCAUCCUCGACAGCCCGAACUACCUACGCGAGAAAGGUCGACCUGUCAUCUCUAUCUGGGGUCUUGGCUUCGAUGGCCGCCCUUAUACCCCGCACACCGCUCGCGCCAUCCUGCACAUCCUCCGCACUUCCACCCCGGGCGGCGCGUACCUCAUUGGCGGCGCACCCGCUCACUGGCGCACCGGCCGGCCUGGCUCCGACGCCGAUCCAAACCCGGCAUGGAUCGACCUCUGGACGGACGAGUUUGACGCGAUCAGCCCAUGGACAAUCGGGCGAUACGGCGACGAGCAGGGCGCCGACCAGUUCGCGGAGGAGAAGGUCAAACUCGAUAUGGAGCACAUCCAGAAAAAGAAUGAGGAGUGGGAGCGGGCGGGGAAGACGAAGAGGGUGGAUUACAUGCCGGUCGUAUUCCCGGGCGGAUCGGGGUUCAACCUCUCCGAGGGCAAGUGGGGCUUCAACGACAUCAAGCGCAAUGGCGGACGCUUCCUCUGGCGCCAGAUUUUCAAUGUUAAACAUCACGGCGUGCGCAUGAUCUACGGUGCUAUGUGGGAUGAGUAUGACGAAGGCACUGCCUUCCUCCCCGUCGUCGCGCACAAGCGUCAGCUUCCUCAGUCCGACCGCUGGCCCUUCCUUGCGCUCGACGCGGAGGGCCACGACCUUCCGACCGAUUGGUACAUGAGGAUCGCCGGCCUGGCCGCCGAGGGCCUUCGCGGGGAGCGCCAGAUCCACGACACCUUCCCCGUCAAGGAACUUCAGGAUUUCUGGUCCUCGCGCCCGCACUACGAAGACGAAGCGCAGAGCUCAGCCUCUGGCUCGGGUUCCGGUUCUGGAUCUGGCGACGAUGCAGGGAAGGCCUAUCAAGAUUGGCUUGCGUCACAGGCUAAAUCGGAUGGCGAUGAGCCGCCGCCACCGCCUUAUACGCUCGAAGCGGAACCAACUCAGCCUCAUGAGCACUCUCAACCGCCGCCCGCACCGGCGUCCACGCGUCCACGUCCGCCUGCAGUCCCGCCUCGCAACCCUUCGCAGGUUCAGGACCCGGUAACAAGCCUCGCAAGCGAGCUGCAAUCCACGUCUAUCUCUGUGUCUGCCUCCUUCUCGAGUUCGCGCCCUCCACCUGUGCCAAGUGGGCGUCCGACGUCACCAUCAAUAGCCGUGCAUUUUCGGCCGGAACAGACGUACCCACAACAUCUGAGCUCGAACGGCGAAGGUCACGGCGGCCAGUGGGAGCAAGUUCAGUGGCCCCCGCCGAAUUGGCACCCCUCGCCGGCUCAGUACGACCCAACAUCACCAGCGGGUCCGACCGCGCCGCUGCGACCCCGUCCUUCCCAAUCGCGCCCGGUGUCAGGGGGUUUUGACACCGUCUCGACAACGGCUCCGCUACAUCCUCGACCUUCUCAGUCCCGCCCCGUCUCGGGUGGGUUUGAUCACAACUCGACGACGGCCCCGCUACGCCCUCAUCCUUCAUCGCGCCCGUUGUCGGUCAAUCAUGAUCCUGCCUCCGCAACUGGCCCGCCGCCCCCACACGCGUCCUCUCGCCCAGUGUCGGGCAACCCGGAUCCUGGGCCAAGCAACGUUCCGCCUAUCAACCUCGCCGCUCGUCCCUCGCUCUCGCACCCACACUCUCAACCGGGCGGCCCACCACCUCCUCCGUUGCGUCCGCGCCCGUCCAUAAGCGGCUCUCCAGGCGUACACACAUCUGCCCCAUCUCCACCUCCGCUCCAACCGCAGCCCUACGCUCCCUAUGCUCCCCCUGAACCGCAUCCGUAUUUGUAUAACGGACAGGGAUACACACCUCAGUACCCCUCUCCGCCGCUCGGCUUCGGUGGACCAGGUACUCCGUACAGCGAUCCCGAACCAGGCCCAGGCGCCGCCGGGUUCUACGGCGGGUUCCCGCAGGCCAUGCCUUUUUCUCAGCCGUCUUCGCCCCCGCCUGGUGGCAAUUCACCUUACCAAUCGUACGCUGGAUAUGGAUCCCCACCACAGCCGCAUAGCCCGCCUCCGAACGCCUACUACUCACAGCCGCAACCGCAACUGCCCCCUCCGCCUCGACCCUACAACGCACCCGCUGGCUCGAGCGGCAGCAUGCCCGCCCCGGCGCCGCUCCUGUCCUCCGCGCCGGUCGGUUAUGCACUCAACGCGAUCGGCAGCGUCGCGGGCCAGGGGACGAGACGGCAGAUCGAGAAGGGUGUCGACUCGCUCGCGCAGACUGGAUCCAAGAUUUUCGGCAGGUUUACGAGAUAG
Molecule: messenger RNA, 2778 nt
Organism: Punctularia strigosozonata HHB-11173 SS5
Lineage: Eukaryota; Fungi; Basidiomycota; Agaricomycetes; Corticiales; Punctulariaceae
Exons: 9
Coding region: 1-2778 (925 amino acids)
Source: RefSeq, a predicted model, not a curated record